AUGUUGAAGCUUUUGGUUAAUAGAACGGCUAAUGUUUCAACUUCUCGCAAUCACAAUGGCUUUGCCGCAUUCAGUUUGUCUAGCGAUGUGUACGAGGUUACCGUUGGAAAGCAGCUUAGCUCUAAGCUGAGUACUGGUCAGAGCUCCAAGCUGAGUACUGCUCAGAAAUUGAGUACUGUCCAGAAAUUUAGUCAAGAGCAGCUGGAGCAUUGCAUUACUUUAUAUUAUUUGGUCAUAUUUUGUUGUGCACUAACGUGUGUUCAUUCACUACAAUUUGCGACUGUAGAUGCAGAAGAGGUAUCAGGUUCUAGGCCUGCUGAAGUUUUGAACCUGGUGCAAAGUAAAUGGGUAGGAUCUUCAAAUUUGAAUACAGUUGUGGAUCCGUUAAAUGGUGACUCAUUUAUUAAAGUUGCUGAAGUUGACGAAACAGGCAUUCAGCCCUUUGUGGAAAGCUUGUCCAGCUGUCCCAAACAUGGUGUACACAAUCCUUUUAAGGCACCAGAGAGGACUGUUGCCCUAAUGGGAUUUUGCUGCGGAGUUAUGCAUAGGUGGAUUAUCUUGAUUAAUCCCAGAGGUUUCAACCUUUUUGCGCUCAGGUAUUCUAAAGCUGCCUAUGAUAAAUAUCUUAUGUAUGGAGACAUAUCUACUAAGGCAGCUCACAUGCUAUCACUUCCUAAGGUUUCAGAUUUCUUUACAAGGUUAAUACAAAGAGUUUCUCCAAAGAGUUACCAGCAGGCUUUUGGAGAAGUCUAUGUGACACAAAAGUUUCUAGAGAAUUUUUGCGGGGAUCAGGUUCGUUUCUUAGCAAGAUCAUUUGCAGUACCCGGAAAUCAUCUUGGACAACAAAGUCAUGGUUUUCGUUGGCCCUAUGGUCCUGUGGCAAUUAUUACUCCUUUUAAUUUUCCCUUAGAGAUUCCUGUUCUUCAAUUGAUGGGUGCACUCUAUAUGGGCAACAAACCAGUCCUUAAAGUUGAUAGCAAGGUGAGCAUUGUCAUGGAACAAAUGUUACGUCUGCUUCACACCUGUGGCUUACCUGUUGAAGAUGUAGACUUCAUAAAUUCUGACGGGAAGACAAUGAACAAACUGUUACUGGAGGCAAAUCCACGAAUGACCCUUUUUACUGGUAGUUCAAGAGUGGCUGAGAAGUUAGCCCUUGAUUUGAAGGGCCGUGUUAAAUUGGAAGAUGCUGGAUUUGACUGGAAAAUACUGGGUCCUGAUGUCCAUCAGGAAGAUUACACUGCGUGGGUGUGUGAUCAAGAUGCAUAUGCAUGCAGUGGUCAGAAAUGCUCUGCCCAAUCAUUAUUAUUUAUGCACGAGAACUGGUCUAAAACUUCCUUGCUAUCGAAGUUAAAAGAUCUUGCUGAAAGAAGAAAGUUGACAGACUUGACAAUUGGCCCAGUCCUCACAGUUACGACUGAUUCUAUGCUUGAACAUGUCAAUAAGUUGCUUGAGAUACCAGGAUCAAAGCUGCUCUUCGGAGGUCGACCUUUGGAGGAUCAUUCAAUUCCGUCUAUUUAUGGUGCUAUUAAACCAACAGCUGUUUAUGUUCCUCUUGAGGAAAUUAUGAAGGAUAACAAUUUUGAACUUGUGACAAAAGAAAUAUUCGGACCCUUCCAGAUUAUUACCGAUUACAAAAAUAGUCAACUAUCAGUUGUAUUGGAUGCUUUGGAAAGAAUGCAUAACCAUUUGACAGCUGCUGUAGUUUCGAAUGAUCCUUUAUUUGUGCAGGAAGUCAUUGGCAAGACGGUAAAUGGUACUACUUAUGCUGGUUUAAGAGCAAGGACAACCGGAGCUCCACAGAAUCAUUGGUUUGGACCCGCCGGUGAUCCUAGAGGUGCAGGAAUUGGUACUCCAGAGGCCAUAAAACUUGUAUGUCUGCUUCCUCUUAUCAACGCCUGCCAGAAUAUCCUUCGAAUUGCGCCUGUGCCUGUAUCAGAGUCUGACGCCUGCCAAAAUAUCCUUCGAAUUGCACCUAUGCCUGUAUCAGAGGUGUAUGACGAUGGUUCGUAUGAUGAUUGUUUAUACUGGGUGUAUGACGAUGGUUCGUAUGAUGAUUGUUCGUACUGGGUGUAUGACGAUUGCUCGUACUGGGUGUAUGAUGAUUGUUCAUAUUGGGUGUAUGACGAUGGUUCGUAUGACGAUUGUUCGUAUUGGGUGUAUGAAGAUGGUUCGUAUGACGAUUGUUCGUACUGGGUGUAUGACGAUUGUUCGUAUGACGAUGGUAAUCAGUACCAUGCUGGAAUCGGUACCUUUGCCCUUAUAGAUCCAUGUGUAGCUUUGACAUCAACAGUUGCUUCAGUAGCCAAUGUGCUGAAUCUUGCAAUUUCAACCAUGACUUUGUUAGAGGUAAUCAAGGAUGCUUCAAUCAAUUCAAAACCGCUUGAUUUACCUUUGGAUUACCCAAUUGUUCUGAACCCAGAUAGUAUCUUACCCAAUUUAAAGCCAAAAGACAUAGAUGAAUCUUCUUCAUCACUCAUAAAGCCCCUUAUCGGAUGGAAUGUUCCGCCAACUGUUGCUGAGAUCACUGACAUUAACAAAAAGUUCUUUACACAGCUGAAUGCUAGGUUCAUGAACACUAAUAAUUUGGAUAAGGGUGAGUUUAUUAGUAGUUUGAAGUCUUAUCUAGAAAACAUCAGGGACAAAGUAGGGGUUGUGAUUGAGGUCGAUACGUCCAGUAGUGAUUAUAACAGGAUUUUGAUUGAUAAGCUUGGAACAUUCGUGGGUAAAGAUGUUGCUGGCCUGGUAUUGAAUGGGUGUGUAUCUUUGGAGAUUUGGGACGUGAUUGAGGCUUUGAUUGUUAAUGUUACUAUUGAGCAUUCUUGCUAUUCAAACCUGAUUACCAAAUUAGUGGAAAAAAAGAGGUCUUAUUUGCUCUGUUUGUGCAUAAAGCAUGUUUGGGAUCUUGGUUCAUCAGAAAUAAUCACCAUUUUGAGGUAUUUUCUUUCUCCAUCCAAAGAUGCUUAUGACAGUAUGGUAACUGUGAAGCUGGAGUGGGAGAGCCAAGCAGUGUUAGCCAUUGAGACAGCAAGUGAUAGCAAGCUGAAGACGAAGAAAUUGGUUAUGGCAAAGGAGGCUUCCAUUUUGCUUAUGAUGGCAUAUGAUGGUUUCUCUGCGUCUGAGACUUGUUUGCAUUAUCUGAUUGCUUCAUCCAACAUCAAUGACGUGGUGCUAUCCCCUUCAUUCGGUAAGUUGAAUGGAAAAGAAUUACUAAAUUUGAUUCGCUAUUUAGCCAAAUGGUUGAAGAAAUACCAGAGGUUUCCACAAGCACGACCAUGUCCGAGAGCCUCGUCGGUUUUGAAUUUGAAGGCUUGCGAUUGGGUUCCUAAACUCGAAGAUGUUAUAAAAUAUCUUGGCUUGGUGCUUGAUGAGAAAUUUUCGUCAUUGGUGUUACAUCCAUUGUUUCACGAGGAGCUGAGAUCAAUUGAAGAAAUGGUUAGUUGUUUAACUUCUGAAGCCAAAUUUUGUAACUUAAUGGCUGAUGUAAUCGACAUACUAAAGAUCGAUCGUGAAAAUUUGUAA
This is a messenger RNA of Sphenostylis stenocarpa, 3519 nucleotides long. NCBI's taxonomy places the organism in Eukaryota, Viridiplantae, Streptophyta, Magnoliopsida, Fabales, Fabaceae. The record is from the annotation of a GenBank genome assembly.